Photinus pyralis (common eastern firefly) is the source of this 1420-nucleotide messenger RNA. RefSeq lists its product as uncharacterized. The record is from RefSeq and is a predicted model, not a curated record. The transcript has 2 exons. Lineage: Eukaryota; Metazoa; Arthropoda; Insecta; Coleoptera; Lampyridae. Bases 200 to 976 code for a protein of 258 amino acids.
CUGUUUUAACAAUUCCUUUUUAUUUCAGGUUCUUAUUUCUCCCAUACUAGCAGGUUUAGCUGUUGGUAUCGGCGUUCCAAUUUUACUAUUUUACGUUUACGGAGUCGUUCCUGUUUCACUGUGCCGUUCUGGCGGCUGCGGAGUGACGACGUCGGCGACCGGCGUUCGAUUUGAGUUCGAUGAUGAGAACGACUUGGCGAUGAGUCGUAAUCAAGACAACGCAUCGAUCGACGCCGUAAGCAGUCGGGGAGCAAAUCCGUCAAUUGGGGAAGCUAGUCUAUCUAUGGCGAGCGGCAGUCAAGUGUUGAGGGAAGCAGAUAGGGAGUCGGCGAGUACCGUCGCGUUAGCAGGGAGCGUGGGUAAUGCUUGUCAAAGAUUAGAAGUACAAGCAGAUCUUGUAUCCACACAGCGAUUUAGCAUUAGUAGCCUGUCUGAUAAAUCUGUCAAUGUCAGUUUGGCAGAUGAUGGCGGAGCGUCUACUAGAGCUUUGGCAGGAUCGAUGCUGAAUUACAAGAGUAAUGGAAGUGAUUCGUGUAGCUGCGUCACUAUCGGCGAGGAUUGCGUUUCCGAGCGCGUACGAUUUGACGAUAAUAUUAGCUUCAUAACGCCCCAAACAUUAGACAUGGACAAAUCGAGCAUCGAUAGUAGUUGCAGCUUUAAGCGUUGUAGUAAACCGGACACCGUUAGUAAUGAGAGCAUUUAUGUAGAUAUAACUCUCCCAUGUAACGAAGAAAAGCCUCCAAGGAAAGGGAUGUCUACAUCUGCUACUUUGAGAAGUAUUUUCUUCCACUCAAACCUGAGUGAAGCAAAACCGAUUGUAACAAAAACAUAUGACGAUAAGGUCAUAAUUGAAGUGUCGAAUGAAACAUUAGACAAACCGAUUUGUGUCUCGGAACCGGCUCACUCUUCUACAUCCAAUAUUGUUACAACGAAAUCAGUUUCAUUAGAAUUGGAGAAGAAUUGCGCCCAAUUAUAGCUUGUUUAAUCUGCUUAUUGUUACUUACUUUUGUUUAAGACUGAUGUAUGCAACCUUCAGCUGUUGUUGCUUGUAAUGAAAUGUUUAAGAAAAUAUGAGCCACAUAAUCGUUACGCCUAAUAAUCUACUACUGUCGCUGUUUGGCAUUUUAAACAAAAUGUUUCAUAUUGUGAAUUAUGGCUGUUUCGUAUGGUCUGUGUAUUAAAUUUGUUUUGGCCAAUCAUUUUAAAUGGCUGCUGUUAUCAUGUAAUUUCAGUUUUGUUUGUAUAAAUAUUUUUUUUUUGUUAAUUUUGUUAUAUAUUUAUACACUUGUAUAACAUUUAUAUAAAUAUAUGUAUAUACCUUAUUAUUAUAAGCAUGUGUAAUUAUUUCAAUUGUAAUUACUUUCUCAAAUGUAUCUAAUUAUGUAUAAAUUAUUGAAUAAAUAUUCAAAUUAUGUGCGUA